Cucurbitaria berberidis CBS 394.84 is the source of this 789-nucleotide messenger RNA. RefSeq names its product NAD(P)-binding protein. The record is from RefSeq and is a predicted model, not a curated record. The transcript has 4 exons. Lineage: Eukaryota; Fungi; Ascomycota; Dothideomycetes; Pleosporales; Cucurbitariaceae. Gene Ontology annotation, molecular function: oxidoreductase activity. The coding region runs from base 1 to 789 and encodes 262 amino acids. Gene Ontology annotation, cellular component: cytosol.
AUGGAGUUUCCCACGCCCAAAGGUAUCGAGACAUACCACACCAAACCCUACGCAGCCAUCGAUGUCUCCCGUCCAGAAGUCUCAGCAGCAGGCAAGCACUUUGCAAAAGCAGGCAGCCUAAAGAUCGCCAUCACAGGUCGCCGGCAACAAAUUCUCGAUGAAGCCCAAAAGAAGAUCGAGUCGGCGUACCCAAAAACCACCGUCCUUACCUUGCAGGGCGACGUGGCGGACAGAGCAGCAGUCACUACAGCGUUCAAAAAGACACUUAAAACUUUCGGCCCCAUCGAUGUCCUGGUCAGUAACGCGGGAUACAUGCCGGGCUACGAGCCCAUCGGCGGAGAAACGUCUCCAGACGAGUGGUGGAGCACCUUUGAAACCAACGAUGCAGUCGUCAUCAACCUGACCUCCGCCGCCGUCAACGCUGUGCUCCCAGGCCAAUCCGCGUAUACCAGCAGCAAGAUCGCGGUGACGAGACUGUUCGAAUCGUUUCAAGCGGAGAACCCGCAGUUUAGGGUAGUUAACGUUGCGCCCGGUGUUGUGUUGACGAGCAUGCAUCAGAAGACUGUUUCGCACUUUGACAAGGAGGGGUGGCCGCAGCUGCCGUUGGAUGAUAUUGAACUCCCAGCGUCCUACAUGGUAUGGGCAUCCUCUCCAGAAGCACAUUCCAUCAAGGGCAAGUUCGUGUGGGCGAAUUGGGAUGUAGAUGAGCUGAAGCGCGUGCUUGAGGAGAGCGAGAAUAAGCAGCUUCUGAGGUUAGCUGUUGAUGGAGUGCCGACUUUGAGUCUGUAA